Anastrepha obliqua is the source of this 2966-nucleotide messenger RNA. RefSeq lists its product as uncharacterized. Bases 313 to 2040 code for a protein of 575 amino acids. Lineage: Eukaryota; Metazoa; Arthropoda; Insecta; Diptera; Tephritidae. The transcript is spliced from 6 exons. The record is from RefSeq and is a predicted model, not a curated record.
CGGAAAAAGAAAUUGAGAAAAAGUCAGGAGAAGCAGAACUGAGUACAAAGCGAAAAAAUAAAUUUUCAAUUAGUUUUUGGUUUUUUGAAAGUUUUUGCAUUAUAAUUUUUAUUUUGUUAAACGCGUAUACAAAACAAAAGGAGCAGACGUUUGUGUGCGAGUGCACAUUCCGAAUAACCAAUUUUUUUUAUAAAAUCUAUAAAAUAGCUGAGCGAUUGCUGCGGCAGCUAAAUAAUAAAAUAAAAACUUAAGGAAUAUAUACAGGUAUCCGCCGAAAAUCGAAUUUGUUUACGUAACCAACUCUUCCAAAACAUGAACCUAUCAUCGGCUUCUAAUCGUGACAUGUCUCGGACAGACUCCCAAUCACCACCCACAACAGCUAGAAGCAAAGGCAACAUCUCGUCAUUUGGACAACUCAACGACACAAGCUUGAACAGCACUAGUAUAUACGACAGUGCUUUAGAAAAUCUCACCGCAUAUACUUCAUUUGACGAAAGUGCCAAUAAUAAUUCACACCUUAACAUAUCCACCGACACAACAUUGAACGGCAGUGAUUCACAUCGAAGUAACACAACCACCGGUUCGUGCAGCUCCACCGCCACACGUGAUUUGAAUACGAACAUCAGCGCCAGUAUGCUUCUAAUACAGUCCGAGAGCACUGAGACUAAUACUUCACAAGACGAAGUCGAUCCAAAAUCUCAACUAGCAAAUAAGACAAUAUUUAAGACGGAUAAUCCAAAUUUGUCAAUUAUAGAAAUUAGUGAUAAUUCAAUUAAAGAGCAAGAUCUUGAAAAUUCCGUACUGUUAAUAGAAUCAUCAUCGGAUGAUGAAAGCGUUCAACAACAAAAAGCGGACAAAUCUGAUGGUUUCGGAGGGGUUAAGCAAAAGACGUCGCCGCUAAAAGCUGGAGAUGCUGCUCUUGCUGCAUCGGCAGAGAAGCGACGCAAAAAGGCCGAAUGUUUGAUACACUCCAGUAAACAAAAGCUGAACGUAGAGAUAGCUGAAGCGGUCGCUGCCGAAUCAAAAGCUGAUAGUGGGGACAAAAGCGAACCGCACGGAAGUGUCGAACUGGAAAUACAAGAAGGGCAACCAAGUGGUACCAGGCGUGAAAUCCAAAUUUACGACACAAUAGAAGAGUUCGAAAAACACUUGCCGUCUACGGUAACCGUGCUAGAUACGCCAUUCGGUAGCAGAGUAUAUUUAGUGGGUACAGCUCACUUCAGUGAGGAAUCGCAAGAUGAUGUUUCUUAUGUUAUACGCAACGUCCGUCCAGAAGUGGUGAUGGUUGAACUAUGCCCAUCUCGCGUACAUAUAUUGAAACUCGACGAAAAGACACUGUUGGAGGAGGCAAAAAAUUUUAAUUUUGCUAAGAUACGCAGUAUAAUACAGACGCACGGCUACAUCAAUGGCAUCUUCUUCAUUUUGCUGUUGCAGAUGAGCGCACAAAUCGCCAAAGACUUGGGCAUGGCGCCAGGUGGAGAGUUCCGACGUGCGUUCGAAGAAAUUCACAAACUUCCUGGCUGCAUGCUACAUCUGGGCGAUCGACCCAUCCGCAUCACACUACAUCGCGCAUUACGCGCACUCUCGCUAUGGCAGACUAUAAAGCUGGUGUGGCGUCUAACCUCUACUGAUACCAUAAGCAUCGAGGAGGUAGAAGAAUGCAAGCAGCGUGAUUUGCUCGAAAAAUUAAUGCAGGAAAUGGCCGGUGAAUUUCCAGCUUUUUCGGAUGUUUUUGUGAAGGAACGUGAUCUGUUUCUAUGCCAUUCCCUGCAGUUGGCUGCAUUGCCUCAAACCCCAGUCGAUGGUUCCGGCGUACCGCGACCUGUACGCGUUGUUGGUGUUGUAGGUAUUGGCCACGCUAAUGGCAUUGCAAAAAUGUGGGGUCUUGUCGAUCCACAGAAGAUACCAGCCAUCAUGGAAAUUCCACCGGCCAGCAUAAGUACGCGUAUUUGCAAGUUUACCUUGAAAUAUGGCCUAAUUAGUUUGACACUGUAUGGAGCGUUUAAGCUUCUACGACCACGUCUGACGCAUUUCCUUUGAUUGCUUUCAUUGUAUAUAUAAAAAAGGUAUAAUAUAUUAAGAGGGCUGAGAACUACUUUAUACAAAUCGUAAUCGAUUUACUUACUAUAUAUAUAUAUAUAUAUGUUUAUUGUAGUAUGUAUUGUAGAUGUUUGAAAAGCAUCAAAUCAAAUUUAAAGUAAACCCUUACGUUUCGUCAAACAUUUUUGUGAGUGUGAGUGUCGAUGAAAUAAGAUUGCAUUAGAAAUACUUUUAUAUGAAUCAUAGAAUUUAUGUGUAUGUAUAUGUGCAUAUACACACAAAUUUCCGCACAAAUAAUGAUUCCGUUUUGCUUGAAAUUAAUUCAAUUCGUAAUUGAUGGUUUUCAUAGGCAGCCAAAACCCUUGUUGGACUGGGUUAUUGAAUAUUGAAAAGUUCGUUUUGAAGUAGAUAAUUUGUAUAUAAAGUUGAAUCAAAAUGAACAUGCGAGCAUGUAGUUAUAAGAGACAUUUUAAAUGAAAAACAAUAUUGAUUGCUACUUUUAGUGUUAAUGGAUAUAUAAUAUCGCCAUCCAUUUCCCUGAGUCUGUGCAUACAUAUGUAUAUCUCUGUCCUGUGGUAUCUAUACAAGAAAUUUUUCAACCCAAAAAAACGAAAAAAAAAAACGGAUUUUAACAUAAUCAAUAUAAUUUAUGUAAUUUGUUUGAAGUGGAGUUUAAACAAGUCCUUAAAAUCUUGCAACUCAAAUAUAUCCUAAAAUAAAUAUUUACGCUUGAAAGGCCAAUCGAAAACAGCGAAUCAUCAAUAAAAUACGUGAAUUAGUUUUCAGCAUUUGUCAUUCCAACAUUCCCAACAGUAAGACACUCAAAAAUUCGGAAAUAAAUAACUAUUAAACUUUCCAAAUCGAUGUAAACUUAGAUGUAAAUUUAAAAAAAAGUAGAAUAAACGAUGGAAAAAAUAAUAAUUUAA